AGAGCUGCCGAAUGCUGCUAAACCAACUAAGAGAAAUCACAGGCAUUCAGGACCCUUCCUUUCUUCAGGAAGCUCUGAAGCCUGUAAGUCAGGAGUAACAGCAGUGAGGACAAGAUUUCAUUCUUUGCGUGUUGCGGGACAUCAGAGCCUGGCGGGUGCCUUCCUGUAACCGGCCAUUUGAUGCCAGUAACGGUGACAUCACCCAGGCCGUCAGCCUCCUCACCGAGGAAAGGGUUAAGGAGCCCGGACAAGACGUUGUUGCUACAGAACCAUCUGACGUGGAGGGGAGAGCUGCCAGCAAAGAAGUACUAGCAAUGAUAGACCUUACUCACGAUAACAAAGAUGAUCUACAGGCUGCCAUUGCUUUGAGUCUAUUGGAGUCCCCCCAGAUUCAAGCUGAUGGAAGAGAUCUGAACAGGAUGCGCGAGGCAGCCUCUGCAGAAACUAAACGCUCAAAGAGAAAACGCUGUGAAGUCUGGGGAGAAAAUCCCAACCCUAACGACUGGAGGAGAGUCGGCGGUUGGCCAGUCGGGCUGAAGAAUGUUGGCAACACGUGUUGGUUCAGUGCUGUCAUUCAGUCUCUCUUCCAACUGCCCGAAUUUCGACGGCUUGUUCUCAGCUACAGCCUCCCGCAGGACGCUCUUGAAAACUGCCCGAGUCACACGGAAAAGAGAAAUAUCCUGUUUAUGCAAGAGCUUCAGUACUUGUUUGCUCUGAUGCUGGGAUCAAACCGCAAAUUCGUAGACCCUUCAGCAGCCCUGGAUCUCUUAAAGGGAGCAUUCCGAUCGCCCGAGGAACAGCAGCAAGAUGUGAGUGAAUUCACACACAAGCUCCUGGAUUGGCUGGAGGACGCAUUCCAGCUGGCCGUGAAUGUUAACAGCAAUCCUAGGAACAAAUCUGAAAACCCAAUGGUGCAGCUAUUCUACGGGACUUUCCUCACUGAAGGGGUUCGUGAAGGAAAGCCCUUUUGUAACAAUGAGACCUUCGGCCAGUAUCCCCUUCAGGUAAAUGGUUAUCGCAACUUAGACGAGUGUUUGGAAGGGGCCAUGGUGGAGGGGGACAUUGACCUGCUUCCUUCCGAUCAUUCGGUGAAGUACGGACAAGAGCGUUGGUUUACAAAGCUGCCUCCAGUGUUGACCUUUGAGCUCUCAAGAUUUGAGUUCAAUCAGUCCCUCGGUCAGCCAGAGAAAAUUCACAAUAAGCUGGAAUUUCCUCAGAUCAUUUAUAUGGACAGGUACAUGUACAAGAGCAAAGAGCUAAUUCGAAGUAAGAGAGAGUGUAUUCGAAAGCUGAAGGAGGAAAUAAAAGUUCUGCAGCAAAAGCUGGAAAGGUAUGUGAAGUACGGCUCAGGCCCAGCUCGGUUUCCACUCCCGGACAUGCUGAAAUACGUUAUCGAAUUUGCUAGUACAAAACCUGCCUCAGAGAGCUCCGCGUCUCAAACUGACCACAUGACGUCACCGCUUUCUUCAGCGCACUGCCCAGUUUCUGACCUGGCAUCCAAGGAGAGUACGAGUAAAGAAAGCCCUUCUCAGGAUGUUGAAGGUACCUUUUCUUCUGAAGAUUCUCUACCCAAGUCUCAGGCACCGAAUAAGCCACUUACAUCGCCCCGGUCUUCCACGGAAAUGCCCGUACAGCCAGCCCCUCGAACUGUCACCGAGGAGGAGAUAAACUUCGUUAAGACCUGUCUUCAGAGGUGGAGGAGUGAGAUUGAACAAGAUAUUCAAGAUUUAAAGAACUGUAUCGCAAGCACCACACAGACUAUUGAGCAGAUGUACUGUGACCCUCUGCUUCGUCAGGUGCCUUACCGCCUGCACGCAGUGCUCGUUCACGAAGGACAAGCCAACGCAGGACACUACUGGGCCUAUGUCUACAAUCAGCCCCGACAAGUCUGGCUCAAGUACAAUGACAUCUCGGUGACCGAAUCUUCCUGGGAAGAACUUGAAAGAGAUUCCUAUGGGGGCCUGAGGAACGUUAGUGCUUACUGCCUGAUGUACAUCAAUGACAAGCUGCCACACUUCAGUGCAGAGGCGGCUGCAGCUGACUCAGAUCAGAUGUUGGGGGAAGUGGACCCCCUGUCUGUGGAACUGAAGCAUUACGUUCAGGAAGAUAACUGGAGGUUUGAGCAGGAGGUGGAGGAGUGGGAGGAAGAGCAGUCCUGCAAGAUCCCUCAGAUGGAGUCGUCCGGCAGCUCAGCGACACAGGAGUUCUCCACGUCCCCAGAGCCCUCAGCAGCCUCUUCCCACGGGGUCCGCUGCUUGUCCUCUGAGCACGCCGUGAUCGCAAAGGAGCAGACGGCGCAGGCGAUUGCCAACACGGCACACGCCUACGAGCAGGGUGGCGUGGAAGCCGCGCUGAGCGAGCUUCAGGAAGCUGAGCCCGAGAAGCCCAUGCCCCCGGAGACAAACCCUGCAGGGCAGACAGAGCCGCCCCUAAAGGCUGGUGACGCAGAAUCUGCCGCCCAGCCCGACUCUGCGGCCUCUGAAGUGGACAUUCCCAGUGUGGGGAGGAUUCUGGUUAGAGCUGACGCAGAUGGAUAUGAUGAGGAGGUGAUGCUGAGCCCUGCCAUGCAAGGGGUCAUCCUGGCCAUAGCUAAAGCCCGUCAGACCUUUGACCGAGAUGGGUCUGAAGCAGGGCUUAUUAAGGCAUUCCACGAGGAGUACGCCCGGCUCUACCAGCUGGCCAAGGAGGCGCCCACCGCCCACAGCGACCCUCGGCUCCAGCACGUGCUUGUCUACUUUUUCCAAAACGAGGCCCCUAAGCGGGUGGUGGAGCGGACCCUCCUGGAGCAGUUUGCAGAUAAAAACCUCAGCUACGAUGAAAGGUCCAUCAGCAUCAUGAAAGUGGCGCAGGCCAAGCUGCAGGAGAUUGGUCCAGACGACAUGAAUAUGGAAGAGUACAAGAAGUGGCACGAAGAUUAUAGUUUGUUUCGAAAGGUGUCUGUGUACCUCCUCACAGGGCUGGAACUCUACCAAAAAGGAAAGUACCAAGAGGCCCUCUCCUACCUGGUCUACGCCUACCAGAGCAAUGCCUCCCUGCUGACCAAGGGGCCCCGCCGGGGGGUCAAGGAAUCCGUCAUCGCUUUGUACCGACGAAAGUGCCUUCUGGAGCUGAACGCCAGGGCAGCGUCUCUCUUUGAAACGAACGAUGACCACUCUGUGACCGAGGGCGUCAGUGUGAUGAACGAGCUGGUCAUCCCCUGCAUCCACCUGAUCAUCAACAACGACAUCUCCAAGGAUGACCUGCACGCCGUUGAGAUCAUGAGGAGCCACUGGUGCUCCUACCUCGGGCAGGACAUUGCGGAAAAUCUGCAGCUGUGCUUAGGGGAGUUUCUCCCCAGGCUUCUCGAUCCUUCUGCAGAAAUCAUUGUCUUGAAGGAGCCUCCAACUAUUCGGCCCAAUUCUCCCUAUGACCUCUGCAGCCGAUUUGCAGCUGUCAUGGAGUCCAUUCAGGGGGUUUCCGCCGUGACGGUGAAGUAGGCCCCCACACGUCCAAGCCCACUGUGGCCCGGGGCUGCCCGCCUGCUGCACGGAAGUCUGUCGUCACAGUGUUGGACCCAGGGAAGGGGUUCGGUGGGAAAGUACCUUCAGAUCCAGCCCCCAGCCAUGCUCUGCGUGUAAAGAAGGAUUGAAAAUAAAAUUGCACUUUUUAGGUACAGAAUCAUAAAAGCAGUUUUAGCACAAAAGCCAAGCACCAUUGUAUCCAGGUAUCGAAUUACGUGACAGGACCUGAAGUGCCUCUUGUACCUACAUGAAUGCCCUCGAAGGGCUCCGGCUUUUUGUGUGUUUCUCUUGCCACUUUUAAGAUUACCCCGCAGGCAUCAAUAUUUUUGACAGCGGAACCGAAGGGCGACCCAUCAGAACCUGAGCCAGAUGAACAGCUACUAGUUAUUUUAUCAAAUACAGGUGCCAUUUCAAAGUUCUUAACGGCCAGAGAUGAGAACGCCAAGCCUGGCCUGUCUCCUGGCGGGGGGCAACAAAACGGUGUGCUGGCCGGCUGCCGCCCUCCGCGUGCGCACAAGUCCAAGGGCACGUGGCAGCAAGUGCGGCAAAGUGGAGAGAAAGCUGCCUUUCCUUUCUUCUCUUUCUCUUAUUUUAUAUUUUUUAAAUAAACCAGAAAACCUCACACUCAGUCCCGAGUGCAGGAAGGAAAGCAGGAAGGGCCUUAGAACGCGUUGUGAACCGUGACUAAAGACAGGGAAGCGCUGGGAUUUCAGUAAAACCUUCUGGUGUCCACAGACUGUCAACAGCAGGUGUGUGAGGCCCCAAAGAACGUGUGGAUGCCCCUCCCCUUUAAAAUAAGGGAUGAGGGUUUGUAAAAAGAAAAAAAAAUCUAUAUAUAUGUAUAUGUAGAGAGAGAAAUAUCCCCUGUUGACCAUUUUUAAAAGGCUCCAGAUUGGAUGUUGUUUUAACCAAAUAUUAACAUUAAAGAGGGAAUCGUGGGCAGGAAGAACACUCAAUACAACUAUGCAGAUUUUAUAAAUGUGCAAUAAAAGUCUCUGUUGUACCUCCGGGGUCCCGGUUGGCCUUCAUUAAAGCACACGUUUUCCGGAAA
Molecule: messenger RNA, 4551 nt
Organism: Suricata suricatta (meerkat)
Lineage: Eukaryota; Metazoa; Chordata; Mammalia; Carnivora; Herpestidae
Gene: USP28
Product: ubiquitin specific peptidase 28
Exons: 26
Coding region: 315-3476 (1053 amino acids)
Biological process (GO): regulation of protein stability; protein deubiquitination; DNA damage checkpoint signaling
Cellular component (GO): nucleus; cytosol
Molecular function (GO): cysteine-type deubiquitinase activity; cysteine-type endopeptidase activity; protein binding
Source: RefSeq, a predicted model, not a curated record